Molecule: messenger RNA, 762 nt
Organism: Histoplasma mississippiense
Lineage: Eukaryota; Fungi; Ascomycota; Eurotiomycetes; Onygenales; Ajellomycetaceae
Exons: 3
Coding region: 1-762 (253 amino acids)
Biological process (GO): mismatch repair
Molecular function (GO): mismatched DNA binding; ATP binding
Source: RefSeq, a predicted model, not a curated record
AUGGAGCCAUAUCCUCUUUCCGUUGACGAUGCUCCUCAGUAUCCAACGGUGAUACAGGGGGCCAAAAACAAUAUGCUAAAGUUUAAAAACUGUGUACUGCUUACGAGAGUAGGGAACUUUUACGAGCUCUAUUUUGAACAAGCCGAGGAAUACGCUACGCUGUUGAAUUUGAAACUCGCCCAAAAGAAAACAAGCGCGGGAGCUGUGCCAAUGGCUGGAUUUCCCUUUUUCCAACUGGAUCGUUUUCUCAAAAUACUCGUCCAGGACUUUAACAAAUACGUUGCCAUUAGUGAGGAAUUUGCCAACAAUGUUGUUGGUAAAGCGAAGUCCGGGGGUUUGCAAUUCGACCGUAAAGUCGCUAGAAUCGUUACGCCAGGAACAUUGAUAGACGAGAAAUUUAUGGAUCCUUACGAGAAUAACUUUCUACUCUCAAUAUAUCUAGCCACAGUUCGCUCAGAAGAUACGGAAAUAGUGUCACCGCAACAGCAUUCUUCUAUUUCCUCUUCGCAACCCAUUGGCCUCUCUUGGCUAGACUUAUCAACGGGUGACUUCUUUACCCAGCAGACCACUGCACAAAUGCUACCCUCUGCCCUAGCCAGGAUCAGUGCCAGGGAGAUAGUGAUAGAUCAGAAUGUUGGAGCAAAAAUUAGACAAGAACUACAAGCUGUUGUCGGACAAGAUAAGCAGCAUCUGAUAACUUCGUUUUGUUGUGAAAGGAGUGAAGAUGAAACUUCAAGCGCCACGCCGCAAGCAUCUAGAUGA